AUGAUCGGAGACGAAGCUUUCUCACUGAUCGACAAACACUUCUACGCCGGCGGCCAAGUCGACAGCCGCCACAAAACCCAUCAGUACCGCCGCACUUACCAUUAUGCAUCACAGUACCAAAACCAGCAGCAGAAGGAGCAGCAGCCCUGCGUUUACUACGGGCCGAGGACUGCGACGGUGACGGUAAAGGUGCCGGCGGCGACGGAGGCGACGCGGUACUACUACGGCGGGAGCAUUAAUCAACCGGCUGCCAGCAGCUGGGAGGAGCAGCAGCCGCCGGUGAUGACGUGUGACGAGGCGGCCCAGAAGUUUGGUGGGCUCGUGAUUGCGGAUCACGGAGCAAGGAGCAGGAAGCGUUCUUCUCAGUUGGGCUUUUAA
Linum tenue is the source of this 378-nucleotide messenger RNA. The record is from the annotation of a GenBank genome assembly. NCBI's taxonomy places the organism in Eukaryota, Viridiplantae, Streptophyta, Magnoliopsida, Malpighiales, Linaceae.